CAGUGAGGUUCAAUGUGAGGUUCAAGUACGUGUUAGCGUGCGAGCGUUGAAGUCCAUUUGGUAAGUAUUUUUACAAGGUGUUUUUUGCUCACCCUCUAAACCUACCUUGAUGAUGGUAGCAACGAUCGGGAACUUCCUUUGUCUGUAUAAGUCGAUUUUUUGCUAGUAACUUUACGAUUCCAAAGCUCAGAUCUGUGUGUGUCGAUCGUUUUAUGCUGUGUGCGGCCGUAAACAAUCUCCAAAGACCCAAAGAAUCUCGGAGUUUUUGGAUUUUUCUCUUGUCUUAGGGCAUGUGCAAAUCCGAAAUCCUUAAGUCAAAACUUGUCUUUUACUUUCCCAUUUCUUGUGGAGUUUUCCUUUGCAAUACGAUCGAUCGAUGUGUAUGUGCACAUUUUGAUGAUUUCAAUUCAUUGGUGAUCAAGCUUCAUCUGUACAUGUAAAUUAAGGCGCGUGGCUAGUUCAAAAUAUACUCAACUGGUUCCAUUGGCCGCGGACAUCGAAGCGGGAAAUUGAAUUCCUUUUGUUGUAUCCGGGUUAGUGUUAAGGAACUAAAUUAAUAUUAAUAUUCGUGAAUAAAGAGGACCAACGUUAACGAAUCCAUGCCAUUUUUGUGGAAGCAUAGCUUUCGUGAGUUAUGGACGAAGUUUAGUGAUCGUAAGAAUGCAUCCACACAUUUUUUUUUUGACUUGUGUUUCUUAGGACUGUGUAAUGCGUACUUGAAACGAGAUUGUAUUAGCUUAUAAUUCAGUUUCUCACCUGUGUGAAACAGAUCUCAAUCCUCUGCAUAUAUACGGGCAUGUAUUAGUGAAGAAGCUUUCAAAAAAACUGGAAUAAAACAAGUAUGCUGUGUUUUCUUUUCUUGCUUAAGAUUGCAUUUUAUUAAUGUUACCUAAGAAAAUGAUGAACAUACAACGGAUGAUAAUUCAUUAGGUUUCUAGGUAUGUAAUAAUUGUCAUCAAGAUAAGAUUUGUUGAACCCAUCAAUUCUCUUAACCUUUUGACCCAUCCAAAUAGCAAUAACCCUUAUUAAGUACAUAAUACAUGUAAGUCCCUCUGCAAAUUGUAGUAUAUUUGCAACAUUUUGUUUUUCCCCAGGUAAACUUAUGAUGAAAGGAAAUGAUUAUAGGAUGAGCUGAAAAUGGAUAAAGAUUUAAACACUCGCAAAAGGAAGAAGAGUAUUGAUGAUGCUUCUAGAAAUGUAAAGAAGUCCAUGAAAAAUGGAUCAGGUAUGUGACUUGAUGUGUAGAAAACUGAACAGUAUAUGUCUACAGUAGUUGAACCCAGUUUGUACACACACCAAGAGGAUAUGCUAUGGUGUUCGUAUUUAGGGGGCUUUCAGAAUAAACAUCACAGACAAAUCUAUUGAAGGAUAUAAAGACUAAAAAAUACUAAUACAAGGUUAGGGACAAUGACUGUAGAAAUGAUCUAAGGAUGUGAAACUUGUGUAGUAGGAGGCAUAGAAAACUUUAUUAAAGGUCUACAUUAAAAGGAUCAAACAAGGGAAGAGGGACUGGCUUCUUAUGUUAUGCUAUUUUGCUACUGUUUCUUUUAAGGAAGAAAAUCUUAUUAGCCCAUAAAAAUCUAUCAUUAUUUGAACAGGGUACAAUGUUUACAAUAACAGGGUUUAUGAUAGGUCAUGAAAGAAAGGGAAAUUUUACGGGAUUUUCAGGGAGAAAUUCGCAGAAAAAUCAGCUGAUUUUGCAGAACAGUUGCAGGAAUUUUUAAAGCAAACUUCGCUAAAAAACAGUUGGUAUAAAAACACCGAUUUUGUAGGAAUAUUCAGGACAAAUUUCGCUGGAAAUGGAUUAGUUUUGCAUUUCAGCAUUUUUAAUGUUUUCUUAACAGAAAUCAUCAUUUCCUCUGUCAACAACAACACACUCCAGAAAUGAGCCAAUGGCAAAGCUUUAAAACAUCAUGGCUGGUGCCCCAUUCUUUUGCAACAUAAUCCAUGCCUAGUAGUUUUAAAACAUUGCUUGCUUGUGAAGUGGCAAAUUUUCAAGAUAAAUUUGCAAAUUUACACUAAGUAAAUAAACAACCCCAGCAGCCAAGAUAUUAGUGUCAAAUGUGUUGUACAGUCAUGUAUUUGCUAAGAUUUAUUGAGGAUAUUGCGGUAUUUUUGCGUGUUUUCAUGAAUUUCCAGGGAUUUUGCAGAUUUAUGUGAAUUUCACAGCUCUGCAACUGUGCAAAAUAUCAAUGCACCAAAAUUAGGUGUUACUAAAGCUGUAAAUAUUACAAAAAUUUUUACAUCCAUGACGAGUACCCUGAUUAAGAGCGGCAAAUGUACUCUUUUUAUGUACAUGCCGGUCAAAGCCAGUCCAGCAUGGAGAAAAUCAAAAUCCGUGUGUCUCUAUUCACUGGCAGUAAUGUCAGCCUCAAUCAAAGGUUCCACGUUGGCUACUAAAGGCAAAUCAAGAUUUAAUCUCUCUCCUUUUCUCCCUUGGAGAAAAUUAAAGAACCUAAAAGCCUUAUUAUGCCGCAGUAAGGACCUCUCAGCUUGAAACAAGGGGCUAAAAUCACAUUUGCUUAUUAAAAACAUAGAACCUUCCGGAGCAUAAUCUACCAGCCACAGAAAAAACGUAUUGGACAACAUUUUAGCUUGAAGUAAAAACCAUGUAGGCCUACCAACCCCUGUUUGGAACUGCAAGCAAAUCUUGUCCUGAUGCCAGUGUAGAAAUCAUUUUGACUUGCUCAGUAAGUAAUAGAGGCGCCAUUCCCAGCUGCUCCAAUUCCAAAAGACUUUUUUCGAGAGCAGAGUUAAAAUUUGAAUACCUACCCUAUGGGUUGAUAUUUCUACUCUCUCUAAUCUUCCUCUGUCAUAAAAUCAAAGAUGGCGGCUACAACAGUAAAGUACAAGCAGUUUUCACCUGCCCAAAAUACACCUGCGCUGCAGUCAAGGGCCUCCAUGGUCAUAUACCAUGCAUGUUAGCUGGUACAACACUGGCGUGCCAAGAUUGUGGACUGAUUUUGGAAAAAACCGUGCUGUACAGUUAAUAAAGUACCACUGACCAAGAAUAGUCUUAUGUCCGCCCGCAAUUCGAGGCAAUGAUGUUUAUAUACACAUUUCAUGUAUAUUUCUUCUAUUUUAUCUUCAUGUGCACUCAUGUAAAAAUUAUGCAGCAGUAGAAAUCCACCCUGAGGCAUGGGGCAAGGGAUUCCCCUGGGCUACCACAAGCAUGACCUCCAACUAAUUCAUAAGAAAUGAAGGAAGAAUAGAACCAAAAGAGCUUCCUAGCCCUUCAAUUCCCCUGCCUACUAAUGACAUACCCCAUACAUUCCUCAAAUAAUAACCAUGUAGAUUCCUCAAUUAAACACCUCUCUUGAAUAAUCACCCCCCUUUGAUGGAAAUAUUUGAAUUAAUUGCCUCCCUUGAAUAAUCACCCCGCCCCUCUCGCCAUCUUCUCUUUCUUUUAUCCCCUCCCUGUCAAGUUGAAGUGGAAUCUUGCACCAAAACUCUCAAACAAUCUCUGAAAAUUAUUGAAGGAACCAAAUUUGGAAUGCUUUAAAAUCCCAUAUGUUAAGUUUAUUUGAUGUAAUAAUUUUUUUAAAUUUAUGGGAUAAUAAAACAAAAUAUUUAGGGCAAGACUUCCAGUGAGCAACAUUUGAAAUAAUCCCCCCUUCGAAUAAUCACUCCCAGCUAAUAUUUGAGGAAAUAAAGCGAACCUAACAACAACAGAAGUACAAAUCUUAGUGACCGUCCUGAUUUGUAAUUUGUUUUUUGCAUCAUCAUAUUAAAUUAGUUGUUACUCUGUCUGUCAGAGUGCUCUGACUGUCAGAGUGCUUAAAUUAUGUGUGCUACAAAAUAAUGCACAGUUCCUAAAAGAAUCCAAAAUCAUAUAAAAUAACUAUUGUCUUUCUGUUAAUUGAUUAUGCUAGGUUCUGAUGAGGAAGAUGAAGACCUCUUUUCUUGGGAGGAAUAUCUAAAAAAAUGCCAUGCAAAGGCUGUUCCAAAGGAAAGUUUUAAACAUGUAAGUACAUGGUAUUAUGUACUUAAACGCGUCCACAGAGAUGAGGGUGGGGAGGUGCCUGAGAGGCCAGUGGAGCCACGAACUGCUGCUGAGUGCAAUGUGUAACCUUGACAACCCUGAGAGUGGAAUCCACCCAGGUGCCGCCACACUGCUAACCAGUGGAACCUAACAUACUCACCUAUACUGUCUUGCUAUAGGGGAGGGAAGGGUAGGGAGGAGAAAAAUAAAAACACUUGCAAAAAUACUAGCAACUAUCCGCAACCACAUGUAAUGACCAAGAGAAUGAUUUCAAGAAGACCCACCAGCCCCUGCAAUGUGAUUAGGGCAUCCCUGCAUAAUUAUCAUUGAAGAGGUAGAAUGAGAAUCAGGCUGUUCUAAUUUUUACUGAAACUAUACUAAUGUGAGCAUCAUUGACCCGUAUUGGUCUAGGAUUUAUAACAUUUUUUACAGUUAUUCAAGCAGUCUAAGUUAUUAAACAAAAUUAUAUCACCAUUAACAACUGUAUCGCUAAAAUGGAGGUUGGGUGCCUGGAGUAUCUAGGGGCUUCCACUAUUGGCAUCCAGCCCCUAGAUUGAAAUAAUCCCCCCAUGACUGGCACAAAAGCGCAACCCAGCCAUGAGCCCCCCACACAAAAGGAAAGGAACAGGCACCCAUCACACUGAAAAACAUCAGUGGAGAAAGACGACAAAGCCUUGGGAGAGAAGGGGGGGGGGAGAAAAUGGCUGAAAGAACCUUUAUGGACUGUAAAAAUCCAGCACUAAGGAAACUGAAUGCGCCAAUGAAUCACAUGAUCGAUGUAGUAAGCUACUGGGUAUGAGCAUGCCAAAGACCGCUGAGCCCAGGUACUUAAGGCUCUCUUAGUUGUUAACUCCUUUAAAUUGCAUUUAAAUGUAUUUAAGUGUAUUACCCCAAAAGAAUGUUGAAUAAAUCCUUGCUGUUGGCAAUAUUAUUUCAAUAUUAUUAUUUUAAGGUACAAGACACCAAAGUUCAAGGCUUUGUUCCUGGCAUGAAGCUUGAAUGUAUGGAUCGUACAUCCCUGGAGACGGAUACCUACUGGAUUGCCACUGUUGUCAUGGCAUCAGGGCCUUUGCUUUUGUUGCGAUAUGAUGGAUAUGAUGAUGAUCGGAGUGGAGACUUCUGGUGUGAUGCAGCGUCUGAUGAGCUUCAACCAAUUGGUUGGUGCACACGAACCAAUAACAUUCUUAUUCCGCCUGCAGGUAGGUGAAAGGUUUUAAAAUGAUAAUUUUAAAGUUGUAAGUGCCUGGAGAGCAAAAGGCACUAUUGCCUUGGAGGUAACCAUGGCAACUAUGCAAGCAUCAACCACCCAGCACCAUCACAGUCAGGGGCAGAAAAUUCAUAAAGGGGUGGCCGGGACACUUGCCCACUUGCCAGCUAUAUAGAUACUUUAUAUUUUUCUAAGAAUUGUAUAAAAAUAGUGCAAAAUUUCAAAGAGGAAGGGGUGGCCUCGGCACUGUCGGCCCACCCCUUAAUCCACCCAUGACACUGAAAAAGUUCAGCAGAAUACUUGCUGUACCCCAUACUUACCUAUUCAAGGAUGGAGGGAGUGGGAGCGGAAACAAGCAGAUGUCAUGAGCCAUGAAUUCUCAAUGAUCCAUAAUGAUCAGCAAAGCAAAGCAAGCAAAGCUGAGUUGUGCAAUCAUAUCAAAGCCCUUGCAGAUCUAGUGGCCACCUUGCACAAGCCUGCCUGCCUGGGGUUUGACCUUUGACCUGCGAGUGAUGUCUCAAGAUUAACUUUGCCUAUAUUUAGCCGCAUUAAAAUUUAAGUGUUUGUGGUACACUGUAUCUGAUUUUUUCACCGGCCAUUUUUUUCUUUCUUCUUUACACUCAUUACUGAAGUGUACAUGUAUAUUCAGCUUAGUGCAGUGACAAAUUUAAAUACAAUCAAAGCCUUGCAGGAGACUGAAUAAUGUGAUUGUAAUUUUUUUUUCGUGUGUAUUAGUCGGGCCAGACCUUGGGGUAAUGAGCUUCUCAUUUGUUUUUCCAGCCAUCCGACACAAAGAGUCAAACUGGGCCAAGUUUUUGAUGCAUGAUCUUAAAAAUGCUGUGUGUGCUCCAGAGCAUUUGUUUCACAGGGUAGGUUGAGUGUUGUAAAAAGAUGUCAAUUGCUCUUACUUGUAUAGGGGUUACAGUCUGUGUGUCUCGCUAUUUGCUGUCUUUUUAAAGACCAAAAACGUGUCUUUGCAUCAGUUGAAUUCCAAAUUAAAAUAAUGGUCCAGUUGUGUUGUUUAAGACUAUUAUACAAUUACAGCAAUGAAACUAUUUCCUGUUUUCCAGGCUUUCAGCCAGACAUUGGAAACUGGCUGUCCAGAAGGCAUGUUUUCCCAUAAAAGUAUAAGAGAUUAAGUGAAGUUUCCUUGUAUUUCUUCCAAUAAUGGGUGUCCAUAGGACGGCUGGACACCUUUCUGGCUAAAACCUUGCUGUCUUCUAUUACCAUGGAUGGAAAGAAGACAUGGAUUGAAACUUGAAAAAAUUGGGCCAGCUGUUUAAGGUUUUAAUGCUAUGCUUGAAGAAUCACUAAAUAUUAUUAACAAUUAUUCCUCGAGUGCGAAUGGGCUCUGAGUCAAUAGCCCAUUCGGCCUUCGGCCUCAUGAGCUAUUGACUCAGAGGCCAUGAGGGCGAGAGGAUUAAUUGUUUUAGUAAAACCCAACUAGUUGAUCGAGAAUGAAAAACUUUUAGCUAGUUAAAGCUAGACUUUAAUUAUUUUUUGCUGCCAAAAAGCCCGCGCUUUUCGCUUCUAGUGGGCUAUAACAUGUAGCCUAGUAGUAGCUCAACCAAUCAGAACGUAGCAUUGAUAAUAGACCACUAGUUGGAUUUUACUAAGUGCUGCCUGAUGAAAUUGGUUGAUAUCUUCUUCGUCAUUCUAGAGGAUUUUGUAUGUGGGUUAAGGCAGUAUAAUAAUGACUUUAGCAAAGAAAUGACCUAAGACAGCAACAUCCUUGUGCCAUAGCCUCUUUCACCUGAAAACAGGCUCCUAAAUGGAUUGGGUCAAAAAAGAAAUUGUGAUCUAACAUGGCUUGGGGAAGAGAGAAGGCAGAGGCAUGGGAGGCGGUAGACUUUGUUUUUAUGUUGCCAUCCAUGAUACAAUAAUGUACCAGAUUCUCGUGAUCUGAUUCAUCAGAUUGCUGACUUUUGCCUUAUUCUGCCAAAAAUACCCAUGUGUAUGCGAAUGUUAUUAAAGCCGAUGCAUUUAAGCAUAACAAACACAGUCAUACUUUGACAGGUCUAAUAGCCUUAUUGACAUGUUAUUGCCAUAUGUUACAUGAUCACUGCAAAUGGGUGGAUGGGUGGCCUCACAACAAAUUCUAUAGGCUCCCCCACCUUUAUUCUCCCUCGCUUUGCUUGCUGAUUUCUUCUCGCCCUGCUCCAGUUGGGAUUCUGUUUGUAGGCCAUAGCCCCUUUAAUUAAUGUGCGCCUGGAAUCUCGGAUGCUAAUGUAAGUGACUAACAAAUGAUUUGUCUUUACUGUACUUGGCUCAUACAACCUUGGCAAACUACUUUUCAGAGAUCCGAUCCAGAUGAAGAAAACCAGCUUAAACCAGGGCUUAAGCUAGAACUGCUACAUGCAGAUGAUCCUCUUUCCUACUGGGUGGCAGCUAUUGUGGAUGCUUAUGGUCUGAGGCUCAGAUUACGACUGGAAGGCUCAGAAAAUGAAGCUGAUGAUGUAUGGGUUUACUUCUUGGCUAAUAAUGUUCAUCAGCUGGGAUGGGGAAAGAAAAACAAUUUGAAGCUAAAUAUUCCUUCUGGUAAGUUUUUUUUGACAAUUGGACUGUUCACUUUUAGUACAUGUAUUGCCUAAAUUUCAAACUGAGUGGUAUUGAGGGCAAACUGAGGGCAUGAGUCCCCUUAUUAUGGGAUAAUUAAAAUGAGACCCACAAACUCAGAAAGAGGAAACCAAGAUUUACCAAAUCCUCAAGGUUAGUUUAGUGUUAAUUGGGCAUAUAUUGAAUGAGAUGCAGGCAUUCAAGAACUCCAAAAUUUACUGUGAGAUAUAUAGACCUACAGUGUGUCCAGUAAUCCUUACAUCAUACAGUCUUUAAAUCACUGUAUCUUGUUUUAUAUUGGCCUUAUUAUCUCCAAACUCUAGAGUUCUGCAAACCUUGGUCUGGUCUUUUAGACUAUGUGGGUCUUGUGUUGUUUAUCCUCUAAUACACAGACCCCAGCCCUCCUUGGUUUGAAAAUAGGCAAUGGUAUAUCAUACAAUAGCCCCCCUUCUAGACACUCCUCUGUCCUGAAGAAGUGCCUGGAUUAUAGUCCCAAAUAACUUCAAAUUAAAAAUAGCUACCUGAUUCUCCUUCCACUUUUCUUUGUAUAUGCUUCUGAAUCAAAGGAAGAAUUUGAUAAUUGACUAGUACUAUGCAUUUUUUACUUAAAGUUUCCCCAUCUCUUAUGAGCCUCUUGAAAAAUUAUUUGAAAUAAAUAUUUUUCCUCCUGCUCCCCUCAAGGGAGUUGACAGGGAAUUAUUGAACUACUUGGGCAUAACUGAUAACCUCUCCCCCUCCCUGUUUUAUUUUUGGAACUUUUGCACACAAAUAAAGUUUUGCUUUGCAGAAUUAAUUAAUGUUUCUGAAUUUUCCUUUUUAUGUCAAAAGUGUUGAAAACAAAGUAUCCGAACAAGGACUGGGCACAGGUCAGAGGAAGACUCCUGGGUCUUUGUAACUUGACAACCGAAGAUGCUUCACUCAACAAAGCAUUGAACAAGGUUUGUUUGAGUUGCAUCCCACUGUGGGUUGGGAUAUUUUUUUGUGGCUAAUUAUGCAAUUUAGUCCAAGUUAAAACCUGCGAUCGGCGGCACAAUUGUUGAGACAUUGUACUCAAGUAGGGUAACUUAAGAGAACAAAAGAAUCCAUACCCCUCCCCUGUCUCCUCCAUUCAAAAUUGGGAUGUUUGUUGUUUGCUAUUGGUAGCUUGAACAGCGGCACAACAUUGCAUGGAGGGGAUGAGAGAGGAAAAGCUGUAUUUUCCCCUUAUUGCCAACGAGCCAUCCGAGCGAAGACGCUCGGAUGGCGAGGCGGCAGCAGAAUAGAGCCGCGCAAGACUGGGCUGUAGGCUGAAAAAUUCUCGAUCGAGCUUCAAAAAGUGUAACCUCAUGUUAUGUAGAUUCCCCUGAGACCAAGUGCCAAUCAAAAGGCGGUAAACUAUACUUGGCACACAGUCAUGUGUUCUUUCCUCGGCGUCACGCGAAGACUGAACUUGAGUGUGGUACGCUUUUAUUGUUUAUUCACCUAAAUCUGGCCCCGGCAGUCAAGGAAAAUGAAAACUUGAUGCAUUGUAUCAAUGUUGGGGGACAUUAAUGUAAGGUUUUAACGAAGAGAAGCUUGUAAAACAACAGUUUAAGCAAAGAAAAGUUUUCCAUGUGAACCAAGCAAUUCUCACCACUAAAAAGGAUCAGAUGAUACGAAGAAUAUAUAGUCGCUUCAGUUGGAAAAUCUGAUGUUGGGGAAAACAUCUAACCAGCAAAUGGAAAAGUAAGAAUAAAAAAGAAUUACAAGCCUAAAGCGAACGACAAAGGAAAAGAAAACAACGCUAUUUUUUUCGAAACCUGGCCGAGUUUAUAAUAAAGUGAAAACAAAAUACCGACGUGCCGUACAUGUCGUACAUCGCAUGUCCUUGAAAAUAUUUCAAGCAGCGCAGCGAAUCAUUCUAAAAUUCAAUCGGGAAACAAAAAGCCUCGGGAAAUUUCAGAGGAGGUUUAAAUAAUUAAACUGCACAAAUAUUUAUCUACAAAGUGAAACCGAACCGAGACUAAUUUUGUAGUGGUAAGAGAAAAGAUCAUUUUUUAUAUUUCCCCCUAAAUAUUACCCGAUCGCUUCCUCUGCAAGCUGUUUUAUAAUUUCAAAAAAAUAUGCCUAAUGACACUUUAAACUUUUAUAUAGCAGGUUCGUAAAGCCAAUGGAGUCUGAGAACUGACUCUUCUCCGAACCUUUCUACUUGCAUAGCACCUUAGUUUCAAGAAAAUAACCCUUUCAACAGGAAGGGACCAAGAAACUGUCAAAUGCUGGAUAAAAGGAAUCCAUUCCUAUGCAAAAUACGCAUGACUUGCUCGUUGGCACUCUAUCGAUAGGUAUACCUAGUGUAGUCAGUAAAACGUCAAAAAGCCCCUUUAGGGCAAAGUGUCUCAACUCACUUUGUCACCGAUUGUAGCUGAUGCUGGUCAGUGGUUCUACAUGUACUAAAUAUGUGUGUGUUUGUGUGGGUGAGGGGGGAGGGGCGAGAGAAUAUGAGAGAAUGACUUUGCAUAGACAGGCUGGAAUGUGCUGUUCUCCUAAGCAUGUAGUAAUAAGAAAGCAUUAACUUUUAGUUUGAAGGGUGCAUAUCUUGUAAUGGAUAGUUGCAGAGGCUAACUGACAUUAUUGUUGAAGAAAGGGGAUGUUCUGUUUUUGAUUCUUUUUCAAUCACAGUUGUAAAUUUAAUAACUAUGUGGGCUCUAAAGAAAUGAGUGUUAAAAUUCUCAUUAUCUUUUAGUCUGACAGUUUACCAAAGCCUCACGGCUUUACGACUGGGUUGAAACUGGAAGCUGUGAACCCAAAAGAUCCCUCCUCAAUAUGUGCAGCUACUGUGUCGAAGGUGGCCAAUGAGAUCUUCUUCCAAGUGGAGAUUGACAGCUUGAUCAGUUGCGGCGAUGGAAGCCGGCCUUCCAUGUGGUGCAGCUCAAGUUCAAGGAAUAUCUUCCCUGUGGGGUGGUGUGCGAGGAACAACAUCCAACUGACUCCUCCCCCUGGUAAAUUGUUUUAUACUUGUAAUGGUAACUCUCUCCAAACAAACUUACUGAGGUUAGAAAGUAGUUGAAAAUAGCUGGUUUAGCAUGUUUUGAGACUCGAACAUGGGCAUCGCUGCGUGAUGGAAGCCAUGUAUGUUUUGCAAAGAAAGUUUAGGAAAGAUUAAAUUUAGAACUUUUCUGAAACGUGUCGGUCCACGAAUUCUAUCGCUUGAAAGCGUUGAUUACUUUGGAGCAAGUGAACAGUACUGAGUGGUCGAAAUGGUCGGCUGUUGUAAACUUUCACUGUACGCAAAUGAGUCUUGUGAUGAGCAUGUGAUUUAUUUUCGGUGAUGAUUGAAAUGACAUGCCAUGUAAAUCACGGUGUAAGAUUUUUUUUCAAAAGUAGUUGAAAAUAGCUGGUUUAGCAUGUUUUGAGAUUCGAACAUGGGCAUGCAUACUUGUAAUGGUAACUCUCUCCAAACAAACUUACUAAGGUUAGAGGCAAGGUGUAAUAUUUUUUUCAAAAGUAGUUGAAAAUAGCUGGUUUAGCAUGUUUUGAGAUUCGAACAUGGGCAUAUGCAACUAGUUCUCUCACUACAAGUUUAACAGUUACACAUUGUACCAUAAACAUGGACGCUAAGGUUAUCUAUUUUGAAAUUGCGAUGGUAUUAAUUGUAAGAAGUUGUCAACCUUGCUUCAUUUGAUGUUGUUUUUGUUCCUGUAGAUUUACCUGUUUUUUGUGUUUGUCUUUUUUAGGAUACCUCGUUCAUCCUUUCCGCUGGCAGACUUACCUUGAAUAUACAAAGUCUACAGCUGCACCAAGCUCAUUAUUCAGCUCAGAACAUGUAAUGUUCCUUUCAAAAUUCCUUUUUCGUUUCAUUUAUCCAAAGCACCACUGCAUAUUUUCUACGGUACCCAUGGUUGCCACAUCCAGAGGUAUUCCUUAAUGUUUCCCUGACUUUUUCCUGACAAAUGUUAAUUUCCCUGGCCAACUGAAUAAAUAACUUCCUCAAAUAAUUAGUCCUGGUGAUAAUACACUCAACCCUUCCCUCACAGCCAUCCCCUCCACCCAUGUAUUUAUGUUUUCAGCAGGUCAUGUGCAGUGUAUAUGAAUUGAAUUGACAAUUAUGUACAAAAAGGAUUGAUCUUCUUGAAAACCCAAUUCAAUUUUAUGAACAAUAUUCUACCAAUACAACAUGAUUCAUGUCCGUACAAUGUACAAAUGAAUUUGAAAUGUCGGAAAACAUUAACCAGGGGCGGAUCCAGGAUUUUUUUUAGGAGGGGGUGCACUCGUCUCUUGCUCUACUUUAGCACCAAUAAACCACAUGGUUUUUUUUUUGUGGAAUACCAGUUGUAUUAGAAAACCGCAAGUCAUCUCAGGGGGAAGGGGGGGGGUGCGCACCCCCUGCACCCUCCCCCUAAAUCCGCCCCUGUUAACAGUAAAGGGAAACUAAUGAACAUGGACUCUUAAAAUUUCACUUUUCCCUGACGUUUUUCUAAGACUUCAAUUUUCCUUGACUCGAACUGAAAUUCCCUUACUUUUUCCUGACCUUGAAGAAAUUUUUUUCCCUGAUCAUUUCCUGACCUGUGGCAACCCUGAUGGUACUGUACUUUUACGUUAAUUUUGCAUUAGCUUUGACUUGAAAAUAAAGUUUGUUUUUUGUUGUUUCUUUUUUAUUUACUUUCAUUAGGAUAUUCCAUCUCAUGAGUUUGACAUAGGCAUGAAGCUUGAAGCUGUUGAUCAGACAGAUUCGAGUACAAUGACAGUAGCCACUGUCACUCAAGUGGUGGGUCGAACAAUGUGGGUACUGUUGAAUGGCUAUAAACAUGAUUCAGUGGAACACAUUUACGAUGUGGAGUCAUUUGACUUGUAUCCUGUUGGCUGGUGCAGUAUGAAUGGACACCCUCUUCUCACACCAAGAGUGCAACGUAAGCAAGCAUUUCAUUUCGCUACAAGUCUUUUCGCUGCAUAUUGAAGUCGUUUCGCUGCAGUGUGUUUUCGCAUCAGUCUGGAAGGUUUGCCAAAAACUUCGGUCUUAGCGAUGUUGUUUUAGGUAUAUAAAAUUAGUAGAGAGAUUAAGAUUCACGUUUACGCCAAACUGCAGACGAGAAUUUGUACCACGUGACCAAGAUUCCAGCAGUUUUUGUUUUUUGUUACAGCAGUUUUAUCAGAAAUAGUUAAGUUUCGUUGCUUAUUCCUUUGGUGAUACAUGUAGGUUAUGAAUUCGAGAGUGUACUAGUUCGUUUUGCAUUUUUGCAUUUUUUUGCUGGUAGGUCCGCCAGAGGAGAACCGACGCCUCGCCUCACUGAGGUAUGGAAUUUCUUUUUUUUUUUUUUUAAUAUUUAAUUGAGCUUUGCUACGAGUAGUUUAUGGUCAACUCUCUCAUUAAGUCAUUACUUUGUGUCUUUACUCAUUAACUCAUACACAAAAUGCUCCUGUAGAGUGUCGUCACUAGGGAGUUCUAACCAUAAUAUAUUUUUUGUGUGCCUUGCUUUUGUAGACAUAGCAUUAGUUAGCACAGAUUUUUCAAGUUUCAAUCAAUGUCCAUCCUUGCCAUCCGCAGCAACAGACGAGUGAAAAUUGUUUCAAUGCCUAACUAUACAGUGAAACCUCUAUUAAGCGGAAACUAAGCCAGGUCCCGAAAUUAACUUCUUUUAUUUCCCUUUAUAACGAACCCCUAUUCAGCGGACACCUCUAUUAAGUGGACGCGGACACUAAAAUAAGUUGUAUUUGGCAAAUUUCUAUCGUUAAAAACCUCUAUUAAGCAAACACCGGACUGAAUUGACAAUAGUAGUAUUGGUUUACGUCCUUGAAAUACGUACAUUAGUCGAUGAAUAAUGAUAAAUCAAUACUUUUAGCUGUCAAUAAACCGAUAUCCGGCCGGAUGACUGUCAUCCUCGAUCAACGUUUACCUAAAAGUCUUGCACAAAGUACAGCACAGCGUCCUUAGUAUCCUUUACAACGUGGAACUUUGUCACAGUACAGAGUAACCGUUGAAUGUUGAUCGUUAAGAAACAUUGCGCAAUUUUUACACCCUGUAUUAAGCGGACAUGUGGGAAGGUUUCGAAGGAGUCCGCUUAAUAGAUGUUUCACUGUAGUCUUAAAUAGCAAAAUUGGACUAUUUUUUUUUUGUAAUUCUUUAAUGCCUGUAUAUAGAGUGUGAAUCUAAUUGGCUGUUUUGAGGAUUUGCUUGAGACUGGUAGGUUUUUAGACUGUCAUUUUUUUGGGAGGGGAGGGGGAAGGGGGCGAAUUUGAUGAUAUUUCUCACAAUAGCGAGCUUAAGCAAGGAAAACGCUGACGUCCCGGACGUUAUGAAUGAAAACGGGAAGCUCGAUAUCUCGCUUGAUGGAUCGCUUCUUUCUCACACUAUGAAUCUGAAUACCAUUGUUUUAAGUCCCCCUGUACGAAAUUUAUCUAGUCAGAGCACUGAAAAAGAGAAAAUAUCAACUUCCGGUUUCCAUUUUUGACGUCUGGGACGUCAACGUUCUCGUUUCUUAAGCUUAGCUAACAGAUAAAAGGCCAGCGUCCCCAAAACAGUCCCAAAAUGCAAUACGAUGCAACAAUGGCCCAGACUCACGUAAAAAUUGUCCAAUAAAAUGACCGUCUUCCCCGUGGUACGAGUGAGUGUGGCUGUAUGUUGUGGUUAAAUGUAGUCUUAUGAUUGCUUUUGUUGUCCAUAACCACUCACUUUCUGAUUGGUUAACAAAACGUAGGGCAGUUUGUCAAACUAUUAGAAGUAAGACCACAAACUUUCAUGACGUGCGACUCAUUUUCCCGCGCUAUGCGUGGGCUGUACGUAUUUACAUGUACAAUCAUCGUCAAAAGUCUUGGGAAAAUGGGGGAGGGAGAACUGCGAGAAAAUUUCGAAAAGGAUGCACUGUUUUAUGAGGGAACCCAUAAAUUAUACAGAAAAUUAUAAAUACUGCAGUACUCUUACGAUUGAAUAAUGUUUUUUUCUUUUUUUUCAGGGCAACAAGGCAAAGAGAAAUUAAGAGAACGACGUCAGACUCAGGCGUUGCAAACGCAACUAACACUACAAAUAUAACACCGGCAAACAAUCUCAAUACAGACACUUCGAUAAACUGUGAGAAUGUAAAAAGCGCGAAAAGUGCGCAAGAUUCAAAUAAUUUAGACACUCUUGACGUCGUCGAAGACAGUAAAGAAAGUGCCAUGGUUGAGUCCAGUGGCCUGAAAGAAGAGACCAAGGAAUGGCCCAAAAAAGAGGAGCCCAAAACUGAGACCCCAGAGAAAAAGGUCCCAAUCACACCAAAAGGGAAGUAUGAAUUGCGAGCGUCUACGCUUAUGCCGCGAAAUUACGAGAUCAAGGACGAGGAUGACGAGGAAGAGGAUGUAAAAAAGGAUGACAAGAAUGUUGAAGCUGUUAUUGACUUGACGGAGGAUGAUGACGCGCCUGUGGUAACCAAUGAAACACUGGACAAAAAAGAUGGUCCAAGUAUGCACACGUGAUGUUAUUCUUUACAGUGCUACAACUGUAACCUGGGACACAUAAACAAAGUUGACCAAUCGGUAACAGGAAAAUAACAAUACAUUCCAAGAAAGUUGGUUAUGGGUCAAGCCUGGGCAUUGUUAAAUUUCCGCUAAAAACCAUUGUCGAAUGAAAAAUUAUGCUUCUUGGAAACGUUUGCUAUGCACAUUUUUAUUUUAUACUUCGAUUAACUUGUUUUCGUACGAGCUGUUGAUUGGCCCACAGCCUCUUUUGUCGGAAUGUAUUGUUGUUGUCCUGCUAUGCGAUUGGUCAAUUUUAUCUUGGUGGCCCUGGUAACAGUAGUCGUAUUGUAAAUCUGUAAUCCUGUCUGACAAUUAGCCUGAGAAAACAGCCGACAUAUGGCGACGCUACCACUGGUUUCCCCGCCAAAUGACGUUUGAGAAACGAGCGCAGAAAUUCCAUACUGAUGACGCGUCACUACCUACAUCUGGGUAGUGACACGUCAUCAGUAUGGAAUUUCUGCGCUCGUUUCUCAGACGUCAUUUGGCGGGGAAACCAGUGGUAGCGUCGCCACAUGUCGGGUGUUUUUUUCAGGCUCUGUGACAAUGUCUUAUGUUCAUCUUUUAUUCAUUUGCUAAUAAGCGGUCAUUGGUGGUUUUUUGCUAAGGGUGUGGAUAGAAUGCUUACUAAAAAGAGAUGUUGAGCUGCUGACCCUUCCUUUCAGUUCAGUACAUUUUAACAGGAAAUCUUAUUGAAGGGUUUUUCCCAUCGUUAAAGGAGAGCGCCUUUUCCUAAGAAAGGAAAGCGUCGCGUUACAUUUUGAAUUUAUCAAAGGAAAGGAAAUUUAAACAUUACGCAAAAGGCCUGUCUGCCUUUGUUUUACAGGCCUGUGUGAAAUUCCUCCCCUUUUAAAGGGUCUGUGUCAUAAGGUUAUUAUUGCUAAUAACGCGUCUCUAAUCUCUGAGUAACUUAACGUUAGCGAGGAAUUUACUUGUAAAUGGCAAAAUCACAGCUUGGAACCGAUAUCUCUCCCAAAGCAGUGUAUCAAUCAUCUCGUACAACAAAACUGAGAAGAAAAAGAAACCUGCUAGGCUAACAAGCUUUCCAAAACCGUCCGCUUUUGCAGUCCGUUUUAGUCUUCUUUAAGUUUGUCCGUCUGUGCUGUCUUUUGUAUUUUCUGUGUUAUUCAUACCCUCUUUUUGUGUUUUGAGCAGGUACCCUAUGUCUCACUCAAUUUUUUUGGCUGCUCUCUUUGUCUGAAUUUUGAUAAAUUUCGUGACACAGCUCAUUUAAGCCGCUUUUUUACGCUGAUGGUGCAAGCAUUAGUAAUGUGGCCCGUUGAUCGUAGAGACUGGUGCAUCCUUUUUACAGGAUUUUCUCUAAACAAAGUUGAAGGGGUCUUAUGAUUAACCUUACUUCUUGUGAAUAUGCUGCGUGUUCUUUCUCUUAUGUCAUAUGUGUAACUCGUCCCCCAUCAGGUUAUCUUAUACAUUCUAUUCUCUUCGACAGAAGUUUGUAUUUAUGUGAAGAAAUCCUGUGAGCCUGGUCCCUUCCUGAAGCCGGCUAAAAUAGCUACUAUUCCAUCCGUUAUUGGCCCGGAUGGUCCUAAUGUCGUGCUGAGACAGUUGGUGGAGCAGAUCGUGUUGAGCGCUCACUCUUCAAAACAAGUUCUCAAGCUUCUUGCUUCCGAGACUGAUAAAAUGACCAUCUCAGCAAUUCUUAGGGUAGGUGGUUUCUAGAAGGCCUUUGUUAGCUUUUAGUUCAAACGCUGUUCGAUUUCGUUCACGACUCCAUGUGCGUUUAACGUGAUUUCAUUGCACAGGGGUAAAUACCCUGGAUAGUAGAAGACCAAUCGAAUUCACAUGUUCCUGAUCUUACAUCAGACAAAUUUUGGCUUUUUCGCACUGUUGUAGAGAAUGGUGUGCUGGCUCGCAAAGGCUCGCCAGCAAAUAUGACUGAGAAAGUAACUGUUUGUCUUCGUAACGUUCCUUUUGCAGACACUAAGGACAAAAUUGUCCUUGUGCGAGAAUCUUAUCAGUCUUAACAGAGUCGCUCUUUGUUUGAACUGUGAUGCUGUCAAAGGUAUGUUGACCUUUCCUAUCAUUAUUUGUAGAAAGGUUUAGUUUUUCGAGGACCGAUUACGUCUCUUAUCCGGGGUUAAAUUUUCAUCCACGUUUCUUUUUCUUUUGUUCAAAAGCAUUUUCUCGGAUAAUUUAUCAUCCAAUCAUCCAGUUGUAGACAAAAGAAUGAAAUUAAAUUUACUUUGUACACUUUUAUAUCUGAAUUGAACAACAAUUGAUGAACUCGGCCCAGGAGUAAAUAAUGCAGGUAUGGAAUCGUUGAUCGAGUAGACAUUUACUGUCAUAAAUUACGCAGCAACAAAAUACCUACCCCGAGUAGCGACACAGUCUCAAUGCCCUUCAACGGAUCAACGUGCUUUGCGGCCUAUAACGUUGUUCAAGGUAAUAGGGAACGUAAGCAAAGGCGUUUUUGCGCGACGCUCGACAACUGGAGGUUGACUUUCCAGUGCAUUCUUGAGCAGUGUUUCUGCCCCAGUUUUCGGGCUAAUCAUUUCUAUAAAGAGUACAGACACCUAGCAAUACAAAUUUGGUAGCAUCAAAGCAUGUUAAAGGUUAAGUUCACUUCCAGUUCAAAAACGCUACUCCUUAAGGUUCGCUAAUACGGGAUCAACGGUUCCCCUGCAUGUAUAUUAUUUCGAGGGUGGCUAACCGGUUAUCGACACGCAACAUAGCAGUUUUAAAGAGGGAUUGGAUUACGUUCAUCUGUAGUUGAAUGGAAUAAAAACUUCUUCCUCUUCUCUGAGCGUUUUACUGGGCACGCGUCAAUGUUUCUCGCCUUUAAAGAGCCGAUCCACACCAGCGAAAAAGCUUUUUAUUCAGACCAAUUUUCUGUCAUCACCAACGUCUAACAAAUGCGGAUGGUUUGUUGCGAUUUUACAAAUUUUGUCUGAGGCGGGAUAAUCUUCAAAGGCGCCGCGGACCAAAUUUGUCGCGGGUAAAAACAGGACAAAAUCUACUAAAUGAACGAAAAUGUGUUUUUCUUGUCAAUCAUUUGUUGUAAAGUCAUUACUUUUUUCCCGUUAAGUAAUGAUAGAUGUGACGGCCUGUUGAAAUAAAUACUUUCCAGUGCGGAUAAAUUUGUCAAAAAAUGGCUUUUCUUUAGAGGUUUUACUGUUUUCUUUUCGCUUACUUUUCUUGUCUUUCUGUUCGUCUAUUUCAGUUACCAAGUCAUCGGAAUCUCCUCGGAAACUCAACGAAACUACUCCUAAAGCUAACAAGCCUGUCCCGCAAGAAGACAGUAAGACAGUCCCGUCCAAGAGAGAAGCUACUAAAGAAGUCACUACUAAUGUGAACAAUAAACCCGCGAGUAAUCCCGUAAAGGCUUUUAUACCUGUCGAAAAACCCGUUGUUAAUACCGCAAAGACUGUUACACCUAUCAGCAAACCAGCUGGUAAUCCCUCGAAGGCGACUACAACUGUCAGUAAACUCAAGGUUAAUACGGUAAAACCUCCUACUUCUUUGCAAGCAGCGAGUAAUUUCACGCUUUCGAGUCAACUUCCGCAGUCUGUUUCUGCAGUGAGCAGUGCAGUGCCAGAACCUUCUAGAUCCGAAUCGCCUAGCGUCACUGCUUCACGGUUAUCAAAACACAUCACAAAGUGGAAUGUUGACGAAGUUGUGGAUUUUAUACGAACAACCGAUUGUCACAAAUUUGCGGAUGACUUUUUAAAACAGGUAGGAGUUCAAUUUGAUAAUUUUAUGUACGCACUUUGACUCUGACUCAGUUGUAUGCACACACUUUGACUUUGAAGAUGACUGCCGCACAGGUUGGUUAGUAUGGAGCUUUAGCAAACGGCGACGGCAGCAAGAACGCCACUUUUAAAAUGAAUUCGCGUGUUUUUAAACUUUGUCGCGUAUAUUCCAGUUCGCUGAAAUUGUCGGCUGUAGGCGAAUUUCCCAGGAGUAGAUUACUUGGGACCGCGCUCAAGUUUAGAAAGAGAAAGAGAAAGAGAAUGAAAAUUUUGCCAUGCUCAACAGACCAAGUGCUUUUUUAACGUCCUCGAUGCCGUUGCUGUCGUCGUUGCUAUAGCUCCCUACCCGCUGUCAACGACAGUCCUACUCAGGACUACGCUCACCGAGAUGAUCAUAUCCUAUCUCCUUACGUAAUUUUUUUGCACAGGCGCAGCUACAACUGGCUUCUUGUGCACCAGAAAAUUGUUGUCUAGGUGACAAGUGCCCAGUUUGUAGCAGCGAAAAAAAUUCUUUUGCGCUGACAAAGAUUUUUCCAAAAUUUCCGUAUGUCACACGAAAGCGAUUUUCUGCUGCGAUGUGUCGCCGCGACGUUUAGCAGCGCCCUGUCGCCUAAGUUGUCUCAACCUUACGGUUGUUAUGAUUUCGUCGUCUAGAAUUACCUUUCUAAUAUACAAUUUCUUUUUUUCCUAAUAAGGAAAUUGACGGACGAGCGUUAACGUUGCUGUCAUUGGACGAGAUUCACAAGUGCCUGGGUGUGACAUUAGGUCCAGCGAUAAAACUUCACUUCACUGUACAGAACCUUGUAAAGAAACAUCGAUAACAGAAGCUAUUAUUACGAUAGUUAAUGUCAAUGUUAUAUCUCCUUGUAGACCACGAGUUGUCCCUAACUGCCAUGGAUUAGGGAUAGCGAGCCUCUGCAUGGGUACUUGCGGACGUCGAUUUCGUCGCGCACGUUUUCCGUCAAAUCGAAGGUUUUUUAGGCGAAAUCGUCGCAUGUUUGGAAUUGGUUUGCGUUGCAACCCUACUAGCGAGCCUAGUGCAACUACAACGACGACGGAAACGAGAAAGCAAAAAAAAAGCAACAGGUUAAAUAAGCAAAACAAAAACUCUGAACGUGCAGCACACCGUUUUUGGCAGAUUUCUUUGCCUUCUUUGCACGACUGACGUUUUCAAACGUGAGUGGAUUGGCAAUUCGAUCGUCGCGACCUCGAUUUCGUCGGAAAUACCCAUACAGAGGCAAGAGCAAGUUAUACGAUGCGCUACCUGCAGGCAGAGGCGCGCGCCUCGGAGGAUUUGGCUCGUUCCUGCUAUUCCUCAUUCUGUGCGGAAAUGAGGGACUUCUCUUCUCGCCGUCCAAUCUCUGUAAACCACAAGUACGUUUUGAUGUCAACGGUUCUAUCUUUGCCAGCAAAGUUAAUCAUGAAUUUUAUAGUUUCAUACACGUUAUCACGUAGACGUUACAGGACCAGACUGGCCCUAUGGGCUGAACUUAGUUGAAGAGGCUUUUCGAAAAGUUGAUGUUUAGAGUUGCUUGAAGUGAGCCUGAUUUUUUUCUUUUACCGUCGCUUGUCGAACCGUGGCCUGCAACUUAGUUUUUAGUGCCAUAGGCAAGAAGUAGCCUUGUAUUAAAACAGGGCAUUACAAGAAUAGACAAUAUUUAGGCUUACAGCUUCUAAAGUUGUUCGCAGCCCAGUAAGCGGUAAUCAAAGGAUUUAGGCUUCGUUCAGACAGUACCGGUGGAAUUUUCGACCGCCUGAAAAAUUUGACUGGACCCUUUGUUCAAAUGGGACCGUUCAAUAUUUUUGCGUUGUUCACACUGGACUGUCGAACCGUAAUAUUUCCAAGCAAAGCGAGUAAUAGCACGACGCGUAAAUCCAUGUUCGCAAUAUCUGUUUGCAAUUUUUCUUUUCUUGUUCCAGCUGAGUAACCACGCAUCCAUGUAGCCACGCCUUUGCCGUACAAAAAUUUAGCCGGUCACGGUGUUCACACCUUGCCGUUCAAAUUUUCGAUUUUAGCGUUCAAAUUUUCGUACCGUUAACGUGGUUCCGUGUGAGUGGAACGCCUAACCGUGCGAAUUUUCGACCGGUACCCUGUGAAUGUAUCCUUAACCACAAACAGAUAAGAGUAUGAGCUGCCAUGCUUACUAAGUCUUUCGAAGAACUCGUCCCAAUGUUGUGAAGUAAGGACUUCUAUGAAGCCAUAUUUUUACACCCUUUAUUGCUAAGUUUUAACCAGUAUGUGUUUUCUAUUCGACUUGAUUACUUGAAGUCAACUUGUGAAUUUACUUGGUGUGAAAUCACGUGAUUGAUUUUACCAGAACCGAUUAUUCAGAAAGGACAAGAAACUUUAUCCUCGUUCCCGUAAGAAGUGUUAAAAUAGUUUUUGGAUUGUAGGCAUUUUUGACCGUACAGGGACUUUUUUAUAUGGUUUGCCUUCUGCUCGUUACUCCAAGUUCUUACUUAUUGCCUACAUGAGGGUUUAGCUCGCUAUACCAGGCGUUCAGAUUGUGCUAAACCGGCGCGAAAUUUAGAGCGGAACGAAAACAGGCAACAACAACAAAAAUCUCUACUCAUUGAAGUUAACGCCUGGAAUAGGCUAUUUGGAGAGCGACGACAUCGCGACGGCAACGACAACGAGAACCUCAAGGAAGCUUUAGGUUUAGUAAGCAGACAACACUUUUUUAAAAAUACAUUUCUUUACCGUCAUUGCACGACUAGGACGUGAAAUUUCCUCAUGCGACGUUUUUAUGACGACAACUUUUUCUUUCUCUUUCAAAACUUGGUAGCAAAGGUCCCCAAGAAUUCAACUCCAGGAAAAUUUAACGUUUUAAGCGAGUUGGAUUAAAAAUUUGGAAAAAAACGACUUAUAAUAAUAGUUAUAUGUUUUCGCUGCCGUCGCCGUUGCUUUAAGACUCCCUAAUUACUUUUGGGAAGCGCGACAAACAAAGUUUUGAACAAAAUUUGUAAUGAAGCGUAACUUGUAGCAGAACAGCCGAGGCAUAUGGCAUAUACCGCGGCAUAUUUCUCUGUGUGUGUGUGUGCUGCCAGUAAUUGUACAGCUGUUUUAACACCGCACCUCUAAACCUCAGCGUUUUACUGUAAGAAAUAUUAUUCAUUACAUUUGAGAAUUCAUCCCAAGGAAUUUUCAAUAACUUGGCCCGUUGGUGUAUUCAAUAAAAGGCGAGAAUUUGUAAAU
This is a messenger RNA of Porites lobata, 22094 nucleotides long. NCBI's taxonomy places the organism in Eukaryota, Metazoa, Cnidaria, Anthozoa, Scleractinia, Poritidae. The record is from the annotation of a GenBank genome assembly.